This is a messenger RNA of Malurus melanocephalus (red-backed fairy wren), 1839 nucleotides long. RefSeq names its product ubiquitin associated and SH3 domain containing B (gene UBASH3B). Gene Ontology annotation, biological process: negative regulation of protein kinase activity; regulation of osteoclast differentiation; platelet aggregation. NCBI's taxonomy places the organism in Eukaryota, Metazoa, Chordata, Aves, Passeriformes, Maluridae. The annotation marks the transcript as partial. The record is from RefSeq and is a predicted model, not a curated record. Gene Ontology annotation, cellular component: cytoplasm. The transcript has 12 exons. Gene Ontology annotation, molecular function: protein binding; protein tyrosine phosphatase activity.
CCCUCCAUCCAUCCAUCCCUCCAUCGCUCCGCGCCGGGGGCGGGCUGCGCGGGGCUGCGCGGGGCUGCGCUCCUGUGGGCGGUGUCGCUCGGGGCCGGGCGGCCGUGCGGCUUGUCCCCGGCGCUGUCCCCGAGCCCGCGGCGUGCAUGGCCCUGCGCGGGCGGCGAUGGCUGCGCGCUGAUGGCCCAGCCCGCCGCGCUCGCCAUGGCUGCCAGGGACGAGCUGUACAGCCAAGUCAUCCCCCGGCGGAACCGCCAGCACCGCGCCGGGACCAUCAAACAUGGCUCGUCGCUGGACAUCCUGCUCUCCAUGGGCUUCCCCAAAGCACGGGCGCAAAAAGCKCUGGCAUCGACAGGAGGAAGGAGCGUUCAAGCAGCAUGCGACUGGUUAUUUGGGGACAGCUGAUCCUGCUUUGAGGACAAGGGAGUGGCAGAGGAUUCUAAACAUAGAUUUUUUUUUUAAUUUUUUUUUCCUCGUGCCCCUGCACUUUUUCUGCAUGAGAGGAAAGGCAGACCUUUCACAACCACCCACUUUGCUUUGCUGAGCCUGUCCUGCUUCCCUUGGCAGUGYGAGGACAGCAAGGUGGACGCUCUCACAGAAGCCCUGCAGGCCACGGUGAUGCGCUGGAAAUGCAAAUUCCCCACGCCACUGCCACUGGAGCUCUACACCUCCUCCAACUUCAUCGGCCUCUUCGUCAAGGAGGACAGCGCUGAGGUGCUCAAGAAGUUUGCUGCGGAUUUCGCUGCCGAGGCGGCGUCCAAAGCAGAUGUGCACGUGGAGCCCCACAAGAAGCAGCUCCACGUCACCCUGGCCUAUCACUUCCAGAGCAGCCACCUGCCCACGCUGGAGAAGCUGGCGCAGAGCAUCGACGUCAAGCUGGGCUGUGACUGGGUGGCCGCGAUCUUCUCGCGGGACAUUCGCUUCGUCAACCACGAGACUCUGCAGGUGAUCUACCCCUACACCCCUCAGAACGACGAUGAGCUGGAGCUGGUGCCGGGGGAUUUCAUCUUCAUGUCCCCUGUGGAGCAGAGCAGCACCAGCGAGGGCUGGAUUUACGGGAUCUCGCUGGCCACGGGCUGCUCGGGGCUGCUGCCCGAGAACUACAUCACCAAGGCGGAUGAGUGCGGCACCUGGGUGUUCCACGGGUCCUACUCCAUCCUGAACACCACAUCUUGCCCAUCCCUUCCAGCCUUUGCUGAUGGAGCUCUGGAGAGGAGGCAGCAGGAGGAGCAAGGGCCAGGGGACGCGGGGCCACUGACCAUCAUCUGCCAGAACGUGCAGCCCCUGAGGAGGAGCAGCCAGGGCCCCCAGAAGCGCUGCCUGUUYGUCUGCAGGCACGGCGAGAGGAUGGAUGUGGUUUUUGGGAAGUACUGGCUGUCCCAGUGCUUCGAUGCCAAAGGCAGGUACAUGCGCAGUAACCUGAACAUGCCUCACAAUUUACCUCAGAGGAGUGGCGGCUUCAGGGACUACGAGAAGGACGCUCCCAUCACCGUGCUGGGCUGCACCCAGGCCAGGCUCGUGGGUGAAGCCUUGCUAGAAACAAACACCAUUGUAGACUACAUCUACAGCUCGCCAUCCCUGCGCUGUGUGCAGACAGCCCACAACAUCCUGAAAGUACAUGUACCUCAUAUUCCCGUCAGCAAGCUGGUGGUUUCUGAGUCUUACGAUAACUACAUAAGCAGAAGCUACCAAGUAACGAAGGAAAUCAUCAGUGAAUGUAAAGGCAAAGGAAAUAACAUCCUGAUCGUGGCUCACGCCUCCUCCCUGGAGGCCUGCACCUGCCAGCUCCAAGGGCUGUCACCCCAAAACUCCAAGGAUUUUGUACAGAUGGUCCGAAAG